UAGACUAGCGUUUUGUUUUAUUUAUUACAUUUUCACAAACACAUUUUUGUUUGUAAUGGAAGAAAUUAUCGAUUUCAUUGUAUCCCAGGAGCAGUGAAAAACCAAAACAUUACCAAACAAGCGAUUGAUUGAACUACACAACAUUGCACUCAAGUGAAAUUAAUGAUAAUAAUUAAGUACUUUAAUACGUAAUAGAGAGAAAAAAAAACUGUACGAAAGAAUCGAUUUUUAUCAAACGAAUAGUGUGCCAUCGUCAUAUUAGUUGAGUGAAUAAGAUUUUAUAUUUUAAACGCGAUUAUAGACACGAAACAACGACAAAAUGGCAUUCGGGGCAAUGGCAAUACGUAAUAAGGCUCCAAGAAGAGCAAAACAACCACCACCAAAAUUGACUCAUUCUUCUCAGUACAUCACCGAUGAGAUGCUAUCUCCCUACGUUCCGAGCUUUUUGCCCACUUCACAAGUUGAACUGACCAUAAGCUGCAAGGAUCUACUGAGCACGCAUACGAUUCGAAAUAAAUCGGAUCCAUUCUGUGUUGUGUCCAUGAGAAGACCGUGGCAAGAUAAAUGGAAGGAGAUUGCUCGCACCGAAACGAUUGAAAAUACGCAUAAUCCACAGUGGAUGAAGAAAGUUAUCUUGGAUUAUAAUUUCGAAACCAUACAAAAUAUCAAGUUCGAUAUUCGUGACAAGGACUUGAAAGCGGGCGAGUUCUUGGGCCGUUACGAAACAACUUUGAGCGAAUUGGUGGCUAGCUAUGGUUGUCAGUCCAUUGGAAAACUCAUCGCUAAAACCGAUGGAGUGGGUCAUAGCGAUUGUGGCGAAAUCAUAGUCGUGUGUGAAGAAGUGGUGAGCUGCAAACAAAUUGUCCAGAUUCAAUUUCAGGCUGAAAAUUUGCCGAAACCUUCGUGGCUGCGUGGCAACGAUCCGUUUUUGGUUAUUUUACGGUCAAACGAAGACGCUUCUUAUUCCAUUGUUACAUGUACUGAACCGGAGCAUUCAACUCAAGAUCCAAUUUGGAAGCCAAUCACCAUUCGUGCGACAAAUCUGUGCAACGGUGAUUUUACAAGAUCCAUCAAAAUGGAUUGCUACAACUAUAGAGACAAUGGAAAGCACAAGCUGAUUGGCUCAUGCUACGCAUCUGUUUACAACAUGAAAACGAUGCAUGAGAACGAAGAGACAAGGGAAUUGGUGAAUGAAGAAAAAAUGAAGACGAAGCCAGGCUAUGUUCCAUCUGGUGUGCUUGAAGUUGCAAAUAUUGAAAUUACGGAAGAAAUCACGUUUUUAGAUUACAUUCGUAACGGAACUCAAAUGCACUUUGCUGUGGCCAUCGAUUUUACUGCAUCGAACGGUGUACAUACAGAUCCGAAAUCGUUGCAUCAUCUGAGCGACGAUCACAUGAACAGCUAUGAAAUUGCAUUGCGCGGCAUCGGAGACAUCAUACAGCAAUAUGACAACUCUGGUCUAUUUCCAGCUUUUGGCUUUGGUGCCAAAACACCUCCAUCCAAUCAAGUUUCAUUCCAGUUUCCUCUAAACGGGAACGCACAGCACCCUUACUGCACCAAUAUCGAAGAGAUUGUCAAGCAUUAUCGUGAUCAAUUGAACGUUGUAGAGCUCUAUGGACCAACUAAUUUUGCACCUGUCAUAAACGACACCAUUUCCAUCGCAAAGGGAUUUCAAGAUGGAAAACAUUACUUUGUCCUCUUAAUCAUAACAGAUGGUGUUAUAUCUGAUAUGAUUCGAACCAAAAAGGCCAUAAUUGAAGCUUCGAAAUUGCCCAUUUCAAUUAUUAUUGUGGGCGUUGGUGAUGAUAACUUUGAAGCCAUGGAAGAGCUGGAUUCGGAUAAUGUUUGUUUGACCGUCGAUGAUUUGGUUGCAGAACGAGAUAUCGUGCAGUUUGUGCCGUUGAAUAGUUUCUUAUCGAAAGAUGGCGAACAUAUCAAAUCGCAGUCGGCAUUGGCAGAGGAGGUCCUUGCAGAAAUACCACAGCAGCUGACUUCUUAUAUGAAUUCAUGUGGAUAUAAACCGGAGAUACCAUCAAGCAUGCCACCAAAUCCAUCGGUUAUAGUGCCCACUGCACCCAGACCGACAGAGUCAGAUGUUUAAAUGAAACAUUUCAAAGCUUUUCAAUACAUGUUAAGGAACCAAGUUAUUACAACGAAAACAAAUACCACACGUAGUUAGCAACGGUAGCUCAGCGGCGACCAGACAGUUGUCGCUACUAGGGUAGAAGCAUGAGAGCAGAAAAGAAGAAGCAUAAAUAAGAUGUUUACUUCUUCUUCUAUUCUUCCUUCUCUACUCUUAUUCUUCUGUACUAGUAGCGACAACUGCCUGAUCACCGCUGAACUACCGUUGCUACGAACUCACAAUGUCUAUGGAACGAUGUGAUAUGUGGCGCAACUAGGUGAUGGCCGCAGAAGUUCUGUCAAAAUUUAUACACAACCAACUUGACAUUCAGUUACAUAGUUCAGCUAACCCAUAGUACAUCCAUCCAUGGGCUAGGUGCGCCACCAGCGUGAAAAAAUAUGACAGUAUAUGAUUAAUACACAGCACAUUGUGAGUUCGGUUGCUACGUGUGACAAAUACUAAUAAUCAAAAUUGUCGAAUCAUUUUCCUCGAUACAAAUUUUAAAAUAUUCAACAUAAUGUGGCUUAGGAGUGAUCACUGAUCCGUUAUCAUUGAUAACUUAUCAAUGAUGACUAUAUUACUCAGUAACAGGUUCGUGGUGUCAAUAAUUUUAUUUUAUUUUUAUUUUAUUUUUUAUUGAGUAUGAGGUGUAAAUAACGGGAAAAAUCCCUUUUACAAUUUAUCACCUAUAGUUUGUUUUUACAAUUUGAUAGUUACUUUGGUCAAAGCAUUUAAACAUUUCAGUCAAAAUUAAAAAAGAAAAUUGAAAAGUGAGUGAAUAAGAAAAAAGUAAAUUUAGAUUUUUAUGAAAGAAAAUAAUAUAUUAAAUACGUCACUCUGGUUUUCCAAGGAGAUUUUUUUCUAUGGCUGUUCGAUUUAAAUGGAUCUUAACGAUGUUUCAGAAGAGAAUAAUAAUAGGCUUAAAAGCCCAAUGAUAUCUAAUUUUUAAUGAAAUUUCCACGAAUAAUUAUAAAAAUAUUACGGACCUAGAAUCAACGAUUAUUUACGAAAUGAAAAACAAUUAGUUACCUCAUAAGUAUAAAUGUAAGCACAAAACCAAAGCGGGUAUUGUCACGAUAUAAUUCCGAUCGUUCCUUGGUUCGUUGUUGUGUUUCGAACAUUGACUGUAAUCGUUGCUUCUAAUUAUUAACCGUGUUUUCGCUUGCUUUACGCGUGUUUUGCUUUUUGCCCUCAUUAAAAACGACUAAAAUAUUAUGAUAAAUUGAAAAAAUUAGUAAAAGAUUCUAAAAAAGCUAACGAAUAAAAAAAAAUUAGGUAUAAAUUUAAAA
Molecule: messenger RNA, 3411 nt
Organism: Sitodiplosis mosellana (orange wheat blossom midge)
Lineage: Eukaryota; Metazoa; Arthropoda; Insecta; Diptera; Cecidomyiidae
Product: copine-9-like
Exons: 6
Coding region: 320-2101 (593 amino acids)
Biological process (GO): cellular response to calcium ion
Cellular component (GO): plasma membrane
Molecular function (GO): calcium-dependent phospholipid binding
Source: RefSeq, a predicted model, not a curated record